AUGACGCACGAGGCAGCAACAAUGGCCACCGCCGACGAUGACUGGCGCUCAAGUGCCGUGUCCAUCUUGGACAGCUACGAGGACGCAAUGUGGGACGAGAUGCCCCAGGAGGAUGAAUCCAUUGCGGCAAUCAGCGGAGCCAGCCCCGUCAAAAGUCCCGGCGAGUUUGUCCACAUGCUCAACGACAGCGACAGUAAAAGCCCCGUCAGAGGCGCAGACCAGGCCCCUGUCUCCCCAUUUGUGAGUGGUUCGGGGCUUGGGUCGCAACUAAAUGCGGUCUGGGCGGCAGGCGUGACUAACCAGUCAAGUGCAAAAGGUUCGAAAAAAAGGUCAAAGGCAACAACAACCUCGGCAACUAGACCCUUGACAUGGGCCAGUGUUGCGCCCGAGCAGGUUCUCGACUGUGCGCAACUGCCCAAUGCGGGGGCAAUGCAACUACGGCGGCAAAAGAACCGCGACUGCAUGAGACGAGCGAGGCAACGGCAACGAGAUGAACUGAAAGAGAUGAAGAGCACUGUGGCCAGGCUGGAAAGGCAAUACGCAGAAAUGUGCCGACGAACAUCCACUACCACAGACAAUGUGACAUGUCUAACUACGUGCAACAGCGUUCUAGCAAAGAAUUAUGCACAAGCAGGGGACCUGGUCAAAAGACUGGGGGCAGAGAAUUUGUAUCUCAAGGCCGAAAUCCAGCAACAAGCCACAUGGAAGUUGCAUCUGUACAGAAUCCUCGAGAGUCGUCCGGAAAUGGAUGGGCCGAGGUGGGCCCAGCAGUUCCAGCAGCCAGCGUUGGGGGGCGCAGAGGCUCUACGCAUGCAACUAGACAGAAUCGACGAGUACGAAGCGGCCCAAGUGUUCGGCUUCCACCCGUUGACAGAGCUGGAUCUGACACGGGUGAUUUUGGACAACAACCGCACCAUGGGCCGCGUGCAAAACAGAUUGCUCCUUCCAAGUCUGAAUGGCGAAGCAAGGCGAACGAAAAGACUGCAGACAUUCGGUUGGGAUAUCGUACAGAGGGUGGAGGGCAGCGUCAUGGAAUGUGUGUUUACUAAAAAAUUCCAGGGACUUAAUGUGGCCGAACUCAUGCAAAAGACGUGGGCGAACGACAUGAGACUGGAUCGGUUUAAGAAAGUCAAAUGUGAGACGAGCCGCUUGGAGGUGUUGCAACAGAUUAAUCCGAACGCAUACGUGCUCGGUCGAGACGUCGUCUCCCCGACUAACGACAUUUCCACUUUCCGCUCGGUAUUUGUUCGUUUCCUCAUUGAAACGAGCAAGCAACUCCCCGCCAACUCUGGGUCCAUGGCAACACCCACCUACGUUGACGCCAGCUGCCCUUCGACACCUCCAAUGUCGCCCAUUUCGGACUUAGAGACCGAAGAGCCCAUGCUAGAAGCCACAGGAUACGUCCUUGGCACGCAGAGCGUGGACGUCAAUGGAUCACAUCUGCAGGACGAGUUCAUCGACAAGCUGGCGUGGGCGCAUUUGUCGUUAUCUAUUGAGUUCCUGAAUGUGAUAAACCCGGCCACAGGCGAAGAGUACCAGCAACUGCGCUGGACCGGCCGCACGGAUUACCGUGGAGAGGAACAUGCGCAUCGUAAUGCUGGCGACACGUUGCAAGGAAUGUUACGUUGGGAGUUGCUGACGAUCGCUCCGGCGCUGAACCUCGUGUCUCUCUCACUGGAGUAAGCGGAACAGUUGCGUCUUGGCUCGUCUUUUGCUUGUAGUUGUUGCGUUCCGUUUGUCAGAAUGAAAAAAAUGCAUUAUUUUCGUUCUCG
Messenger RNA from Phytophthora infestans T30-4, 1772 nucleotides. RefSeq lists its product as uncharacterized. The record is from RefSeq and is a predicted model, not a curated record. The coding region runs from base 1 to 1683 and encodes 560 amino acids. The transcript has a single exon. Lineage: Eukaryota; Oomycota; Peronosporomycetes; Peronosporales; Peronosporaceae.